Messenger RNA from Lingula anatina, 1780 nucleotides. RefSeq names its product macrophage metalloelastase. Gene Ontology annotation, cellular component: extracellular matrix. The record is from RefSeq and is a predicted model, not a curated record. Gene Ontology annotation, biological process: extracellular matrix organization; collagen catabolic process; proteolysis. NCBI's taxonomy places the organism in Eukaryota, Metazoa, Brachiopoda, Lingulata, Lingulida, Lingulidae. Gene Ontology annotation, molecular function: zinc ion binding; metalloendopeptidase activity.
CAAUGCUGAACUUCCUUACCUGGCACAGCGGCCAGGCCCUUGUAACGUCCAAGCAUAUAACAAGACGUAAAACGUGUUCUGGCCAUAACCUAGUGGGGAUCUGGCAAGAGAUGCAUAUAAGUUUUGUUUAUCUAUAAAACGCACAACUGAUAAUCGUAUCAAAAUUCCUCCGAAAAAACAGCACGUUGCAGGGUUUAUUCUUUAAAGGCGAGAAAAAAGCAAGCUUGGGAGCGGGAAAAGUACAGAGAGGGAGACCUUACUGAACAGUGUAGUCGUUUGUCUUGCACGACUCUGUUUAAUGAUAAAUAUGAACACGAUUUGGUUGGUGAGCUUUUCUAUUAUCAUAGUCUCCAGAGUAAACCCAGUGCCGUUGAAUUUACUCAGAGAUGGAGCUGGACAUGUUCUCAGCGAGGACGACGACGCAAUAGAUCUGUGGGAGGGACAGACUUAUCCAAAAGUUCGGAGGGACCGAAAUAAGGCGACAGAGUUCAAGUACAUGCCUAAAAUAGUCACUAUUUAUACCGGCUUUGACAAACUUGCGGCUCCACCACGCUGUACGCACGAGUAUUCCAAGGAAACUCAUCGACGGAAAAGAUAUGUGCUCCAAGGAAAAAGGUGGAAGAAACAUGACCUGACGUACAUCGUACGAGAUUAUACCAAUGAUCUUACAAAAAAAGAUGUGGAUAAAACGAUUAUGAGAGCUCUUCAGUUUUGGGCAGAUGUGACCCCUUUAAGGUUUCACCAGGUAUACAAACUGCCCGCAGAUUUAGAAAUCCGCUUCUUGUCAGGAAAACACGGUGAUGAACACCCGUUUGAUGGUGAGGGGGUCAUACUGGCCCAUGCUUUCCCACCUGAGUCCAGCAAGCAAGGGAAGGUUCAUUUUGAUGAAGACGAAACGUGGACUCUUGAUACACACAAAGGGAGGAAUUUACUGUACGUAGCGGUGCAUGAAUUUGGACACAGUCUAGGGCUCUCCCACUCCGAGGUUGAAGACGCGAUCAUGUUUCCCUUCACGCCGAAAUACAAAGACAACCUCAAACUUCACGAGGACGAUAUAGCAGGAAUACAGAAGGUGUAUGGAGCUCCUGGUAGUGAAGCAGGAUUGCUGUCGCAAAGGAAAAACUAUUGCUCCGGGAAGAGAAUAGAUGCCGCCACUGUCGCUGUGGACGGAAGAACCUACCUGUUUAGUGGAAAAACGGUGUUUAUACUGAAGUCAGACGGGUAUUCAGUAGCCGAAGAGUUUCCGCAGCCAAUAUGGACAGCUUUUCCUGGUGGUCCCCAUUCAGUGGACGCUGCAUUAACUUACUUUAAUAGAAAGGUUACAUAUCUUUUCAAGGGUAAUGAAUACUGGCGAUAUAGUGUAGAUCCCAAUGGUAAUCUCAAAGCGGACGCCGGCUAUCCGAUCACAAUUAAGCGCGGAUGGGGAAUGGACAUCUCAGACGUUGACGCAGUUUUUAUAUGGGGGAAUAAGCUGUAUUUUACAAAAGACGAGUACUACUAUGUUCACGACGGCUAUAGCCCUCUUCCCGGAUACCCCCAGCAUUUCAGUUCCCACAAAGCACUGCGGCAUCUCACACAACUUGACGCGGCAGUAAAGUGGACGAACAGAAGGCAUUACUUCUUCUCUGGCGCCAUCUAUUAUCGCUGGAAACAUUCCAGUGGACACGGGUACAUGACAGGCCCCCUGGACACUGCCAAGAAUUGGCUGGGCUGUGAGACGUGAAGGCCCAGUCUGAUCAUUAGACUUUUCUACUUUCUGCCUUUGUUUGAUAUUAUUAUU